Didymodactylos carnosus is the source of this 3371-nucleotide messenger RNA. NCBI's taxonomy places the organism in Eukaryota, Metazoa, Rotifera, Eurotatoria, Philodinida, Philodinidae. The record is from the annotation of a GenBank genome assembly.
UCAGAUUAGAUUUUUUUUCCAAGAUGAAACAGCCUCAUUUGAAAAAAUCAUUCAUUUAAAAGAAAAACGAACGGUAUGCACGAUAAUUUGUUAUUCUCACGUCAAAUCGUCGACUCAUCAUCUCAUUUACCAUCUUUCAUUCAAUCUCAGCGACAACUAUUACUUCCUUCAUUUUAUUUAAACAUAUUAUAUUUAAAAUAAGUGCAUUUUGUCGAAAGUUCGCCUUUGAAUGUAAAAUGAUUUUUACUAAAAUUCUUUUUAAUUACUUUAAAUAUAAUAUGUUUCAUUAAAAACGUUAAAAAAGCAAAAGAUAUCAAUACGUUUUAUUUAAAAAUCAAUAUCCAUUUGAAUAGUCAUUUACAGAUAGUAUAAAUUUGAUUGAGUGUAUUUUAAUUUUGAACAUGAUUGUUUUGAAGUAUAUUCUAAUCAACUAAUUAAACCGUCACUGAGUAAUAUUUUAGGCAAGAUAAGUUAUGUUAAAACAGCAUCAUUGAAAGAUGAACUGAACAUUUCAAGUAUUGUUAAGUGAAUAGUAAAAGAAUUAAGCUAUACAUAUAUAGUUAUUUUUAUUUCAAGUGCAUAAACAAGAAGAAAUUUUAUCCUAUAUUAAACGAGAAGCAUUAUCGAUAUCGGACGGCAGUUUGGAAGCAAUGAAUAAUAAUUCUGUUUUAGGUAAUAAAUAAACAACUUCACCAUACAUGAAUGGCGAAAAAUUAGUAGGAAGGAUAAUCUAUAAUAACAUCAAUGAUCCAAAUAAUGGCCAUGAAUUUAUUUAGAAGAAAAACGAAAAGAAAUAAAAGUUUAUGAAGAAUAUUUUUUUGUACAUAUGUUGUAGAUGCCAAGAAAGCUUAUGUUCCUGUUUUAUUCAAUGCUUUAAUUGAUUGAAUAGGAAAGGAGUAUGUGUGAACUUUCAACACUGAGGCUGUAGGCAGGAAGUGAAAAUUUUCCAAGAAAAAAGAUUUUACGAAAUAAAAAAAAAUUCUUUUGUUUAACCUUUUGACUCCCAUUGUCCUAUAUAUAGGACGGCGGUCUUUGCUUUGCUUAUCGGCCGGUGUCCUAUUAAAAUGAUGUCUUGAAAAUUUCAGAUUUUGCGCUCACGCACCUCUCUAUAGUUAGUAUUUCGUCUGCCACGUGUCACUGUCAUAAUCUGAAAUUCUCAAGGCAUCAUUUUAAUAGGACAUCAGUAAGCAAAACAAAGACCGUCGUCCUACAUAUAGGACACCGGUAGCCAAAAGGUUAAUAAUGCUGCGUAUAAAAAUAUCUGAAUACGUCACGGCAAAGGUGCAGAAUAGAGAACGAUAAUGACUCAUCCAUUUUGUCAACGUGGUAUUGCCUGUUUUAUUAUGAGAAGUCUUAUUUACUGGAUAGAAUAUAAUGCAAAAUCAGUAACGAAAUAUUCUUCAUCAUAUUACUAUGUUCUGACAGAAUCUUUUUGCGUUAAGUGAAGUCAUUAUCGUUUGAUCUGUUUAUUUUAGAUAAAACGUGUGUUCUUGUUUCAUCUGAGCAAAAACAUAAAAAACAAAAUGACUUCUAAUUUUGAUAAAUUACCAAAAGUUCGAGAUGUUGAACGUGAAUCAAUAUAUGGUUAUGUUUAUGGUGUGUCAGGUCCAGUCGUUACAGGAAAUAAAAUGGCUGGUUCAGCUAUCAAUGAACUUGUUCGAGUUGGUCAUCAAGAAUUAGUGGGAGAAAUCAUUCGUCUUGAAGGAGAUUUAGCAACAAUUCAAGUUUAUGAGGAAACAUCUGGUGUCACUGUUGGAGAUCCUAUAUUACGUACAGGAAAACCGUUGAGUGUUGAAUUAGCACCUGGUAUUAUGAGCAGUAUUUUUGAUGAACUUAUUUAUAAUACCACAAAUAGUAUUUAUAUUCCAAGAGGUAUUAAUGUGCCGGCACUAAGUCGCACAUUGAGUUGGAAUUUUAUCCCGGAGCCACGUCUCAAGGUUAAUGGACAUGUAACUGGAGGAGAUAUAUUUGGAACAGUACCCGAGAAUACAUUAAUCAAACACAAAAUUAUGUUACAUCCAAAAGCAAAAGGAACAAUUCGAUUUUUGGCAGAAGCUGGCAAUUACACACUUGAUACGGAUUUUGAUGGUGAAAUUACUAAACAUACAAUGUUACAGGUGUGGCCUGUAAGACAACUGAGACCAACAGCGGAAAAACUAGCUGCAAAUUUUCCACUAUUAACUGGUCAACGUGUGUUAGAUUCAUUAUUUCCAUGUGUACAAGGUGGUACUACAGCAAUUCCUGGAGCAUUUGGAUGUGGAAAAACUGUCAUAUCGCAGUCAUUAUCAAAGUUUUCAAAUAGUGACGCCAUUGUUUAUGUUGGAUGCGGUGAGCGCGGCAAUGAAAUGUCUGAAGUAUUACGAGAUUUUCCAGCGCUAAAAAUGGAAGUUGAUGGUCAAGAAGUAUCGAUAAUGAAACGUACAACACUUGUAGCAAAUACAUCAAACAUGCCUGUGGCUGCACGAGAAGCGUCAAUCUAUACCGGUUCGUAUUUCUUGCAAUGUAUUACGCUAGCAGAAUAUUUUCGUGAUAUGGGUUAUAAUGUUGCAAUGAUGGCUGAUUCAACAUCACGUUGGGCUGAAGCUCUAAGAGAAAUAUCAGGACGUUUAGCAGAAAUGCCAGCUGAUUCUGGGUAUCCAGCUUAUUUGGGUGCACGUUUAGCAUCAUUUUAUGAACGUGCUGGUCGUGUCCGAUGUUUGGGAAAUCCAGCUCGUGAAGGUUCAGUCAGUAUUGUUGGAGCUGUUUCUCCUCCUGGUGGUGAUUUUGCUGAUCCUGUCACGUCUGCUACAUUGAGUAUCGUCCAAGUAUUUUGGGGUUUAGAUAAAAAAUUAGCUCAACGUAAACAUUUUCCAUCUGUCAAUUGGCUCAUUAGUUACAGUAAAUACACACGAGCAUUAGAUGAUUAUUAUGAUAAAAAUUUUCCAGAAUUUGUCCCAUUACGUGCUAAAUGUAAAGAAAUUUUACAAGAAGAAGAAGACCUGAGCGAUAUUGUACAGCUUGUUGGAAAAGCAUCAUUAGCAGAAACGGACAAGAUAACAUUAGAAGUAGCACGCAUGAUUAAAGAUGAUUUUCUGCAACAAAAUGGUUAUUCUUCGUAUGACAAAUUUUGUCCAUUUUAUAAAUGUGUAGCCAUGUUACGUAAUAUGAUUGCAUUCUACGAUAUGGCUCGACAUGCUGUUGAAACAACAGCACAAUCGGAAAAAAAGAUAACAUGGGCGGAUAUUCGUAAUCAUAUGAACGACACUAUUUACCAAUUGAGUAGUAUGAAAUUUGCAGAUCCAACAAAAGAUAGUGAAGACAAAAUUAAACGUGAUUUAGACGAACUACAUGAGAAAAUGGCAAACUCAUUUCGAGACUUAGAAGAAGCUUAA